ACUCCACACGUCAAAAAAGACACCUGCUCGGGUAAUAAAAAAAAAAGUUUAUAUUUAAAGUGUUUAAUGAGGCGGUGUGAGGGAUGUUUUAUAUUUUACAUUCCAGGCUGUGACAGACUGAGACAGCGAGUUUUAAAGUUUGUAGCAUGUCAGCGCGCUGUGAGUGACAGGUGAGGAGAACAGUCCGCGCUGUGCCGUUUUGUGAUUUCUUUUUAUUGUACAUGCUCUUACUGACCUGGACGCACGAGCGGAGCCUUAUGACAUUGCGCACAGACCGGGAGCGGGGCUGCAAAUGGGCGGCAUAGGUGGCAACCUCUACCUCAGCAUGUUGAAUGGGACUGAAACGCAAACUUUCGGAAAGAACCCCGACAUCAGCAGUCACCUCCACCGCGGCGGCAAGGAUCUAGCCGAGUUUAAAAUGGGGAUUCAGGACGCGAGGUUUUACUACCCGGACUCUGUUCCGAGCGGGCAGGACACUCUGGCUCUGCCGUACCACUCGGACCAGGCGGUGGGAGGGUACGGAGCGCAGCCCGGCAGGUUUUACGCACAGACCCUGAGCAGUUGCCCGUACGGCGGCGUGCGGUCGCCGCCAAGAAGCGGAGCCGGGCAGGGUUAUAUCCCAGCGGCUGGAGACGGGUUUCCCACAGGGGGUAAAGACUUGUACUCUCCUUCUCCGGAGGCUUACCCAGCGAGCUUUCAGCACGGCUACCAGCGGCCGCCUCUCUACCCUUUACCUGGGCUACAGGUGUGCGGGAAGACUCAGGCUCUGCUCAAUAACUACCCGCUGUGGGCCAAGUUCCACAAGUUCCAAACCGAGAUGAUAAUCACCAAGCAAGGGAGGAGGAUGUUCCCCUUCCUGAGCUUCAACAUCAGUGUUCUGGAUCCGUCUGCUCACUAUAACGUCUACGUGGACGUGGUCCUGGCUGAUCAGCACCACUGGAGGUAUCAGGGCGGCAAGUGGGUCCAGUGUGGGAAAGCGGAGGGCAACAUGCCAGGGAACAGGAUGUACAUGCACCCCGACUCUCCCAACACAGGAGCUCACUGGAUGAGACAGGAAGUGUCUUUCAGCAAACUCAAGCUCACCAACAACAAGGGCAGCACCAAUAAUGUGGCACAGAUGAUCGUGCUCCAGUCGCUCCAUAAGUACCAGCCUCGUCUUCACAUCGUGGAGGUGAAGGAGGACGGCACUGAGGAUGCCUUCCUGUCAUCCAAAGCUCAGACCUUCAUCUUCCCAGAGACUCAGUUCAUUGCUGUCACUGCUUAUCAGAACGCAGAUAUCACUCAGCUGAAAAUAGACCAUAACCCCUUCGCUAAAGGUUUCCGUGACAAUUACGACACGCUGUACGCUCCUCCCGACUCUGAUCGCCUCACCCCCUCCCCUACUGAGAGCCAGCAGCUGCUGCCAGGGAGCUGCUACCCCCAAGGCUACCUCUCUGAGCAGUACAUGAGCCCCCUGCAGCAGAGCCGCUUCUACAGCCGCGAGCCUAUCAGCAUGGGCCAGCAGCACAAAGACCCGUCCUCGAGUCCUGGUCCUCACAGUCGCUGGUACCUGCCGCCUCAGCAGGGUGUGGCCCCAAAUCGCCUUGACUUCACUUCCUCCUAUGAGGGGGACUUCUCCGGAAACGGUUUCUACAAGCCUUUCCCCUUGCAGACAUCCGCUCACCAUCCCCUCAGCUACUACCCUGAACAUCCUUUUGCAUCUACCAGCGUGUCUGUAUCAGGAGCCACCUCAGCGGGCUGGACCACCAGCCGGCCCACCCCUCAGUACCUCAGCCACCCGAGCAAGCCUGGCCCCAGUCUGGGCUGGUUCAGACCCAUAUCGUCCUCCUCAUCCUCCUCAUCAUCUUCCACAUCACCUGGCAACCCCCGGCUGCACCCGCCCUCGCUUCUAGAGCCUCUGCAGCCGCCUCUGCUGCAGGACAAGUCUAAAGACACUGUGGAGGUGGCUGGGGAAGACCCCUGGCUCGAACCUCCCUCUGUGAAAUCAGCGGCCUCAGCCGACUCAGGCCUGUUUGAGGGUGGCGUGGGGGACAACAAGAAGAGGAGGGUGUCGCCAUACACAUCCAGCACUGAAAACUCCCCACCUCCGCGCAGUGGAGAGGUCUGCGAGAAGGACAGCAACAGCGAUGCAGACUACUAUGGCUAUUACACCCACUGAAGACCUCACACAUCACCACAGCCUCCCCCAGCAUCCUCCCACACUGCUCUCAUGGACAUGCUUUUGUCUGUCCAGUCAGGUCAUGAUAAAGGGCUGGAACAGUCUCCAUUUUUGCUGCAGACAAACACCAGAACAUGCAGCUUCAUCCACUGUCACAUCGCAGUAUGGCCAGCCUCUCUAUAAAGUCCCCCUUCAAAGUGUCGAAUGAUUACAGGAGUAACUUUCAAGGUUACUGUCAAAGUUUGUGUUGAACACGAGUGGAUGUGACUGGGAAACUGCCCCGCAGUCACAUAAACACCACACAGACAAACAGACCUGUGACUUUAGCCUUCCAAACAUCUGGAGAUUUGAGAAAAAAUGAUCUGCAUAUCUGCUUGCUGACAGACGCCUGCAGGGAUUGUCUGUUCUUUCUGCAUCAAACACUCUGUCUGUCUGUUUUGCUCUGUCUUGUCUCUGUCUGUCUCUUCCUUCUCACCCUCAACCUUUCACACAUACUCUCACAAUAUGCUCACGGUCAUUUCCCCUGAUGAUUCUGAGCUGAAAUUACAUUUCACGCACAGUCUUCUCUCCAAAUCCAGCUCAAUAUGUUUAGUGUAGCGCCGACCAGUGGCGACAGAGGAGCAUUGCAGGGGCUCACGGUACACAGGCCAGAGUGUCUGAGGGAGCUGAUGUCAGGAGGUUAAGAGGGUUUAACAAGCACAUGUCCUGAAGCACGGCCGCUAAUCUAAUUCAACCCAGCUAGGACAGCCUCUCCUGUGUGUUGAUGUUAAGUAAAUCAACAACCGGUGCAGAAAUAGCCAGUCCUUACAACUGGAGACAAUCAAACACAAUCUCACAGGUGUUAAAGAAGAGCUUUUAUCUCUGAAGUUCCUAUGAAUUUCAAUCUGGAAUAACAAUUUACAAUUCAUAGUAACCUGCUGCCCUUCUGGGUAUUUAUAGGGUGAAGCAAAAUCUUCAGUCUGUUUGCACUGUAAUGUGAUUAGAUCCUGCCACGACAUGUCAAAACACAAAGAUAGAUAACAUCAAAAUGCUGAUAAGCAGGAUAAAAUCUCACCUCAAACUUAACUAAAAAAAAUUUGAGAGAGAAAAAAAUCAUAUAGCUUCAUGUGAUUGGCAAGAUUAGUCGAUGAAUUAAUGACACACUUGACAAAGAGGUUAAUCUACAAAUAUCUUGAUAAUCUGUUAAUUAUUUUAAGCAAAAAUGCCCCAAAUUUCCUGGUUACAGCCUCUAAAAUGUGCGAAUUUGCAGCUUUUUUAAAUCAUACGUGUAAUUUAAGUGAAGAUCUUCAGGUUUUUCUUGGUCGGACAAAAAGAAAAGACAUUUGAAGUUAUCACUUUGGUGAAUUAUAACAAGAAUGUUCACUAUUUCUAACAUUUUAUAGACAGAAUAAUUAAUCGUCAAUCAAGAAAAUAGUCCGUAGAUUCAUUGAAAAUUCGAUAAUAAUUUGUUGCAGCCCUAAAUUGGAAGAAACAUCAACUUACUUGUUGUUUCCGAAGCUUUCCACCACAUCUCAUGGCCCUCUUCAGUGAAUGGAGUUGCUGGUUGCCACAGAGAUGAUGUCGUUGUAAUCAGGUGACCUCAGUGUGCAACUUCAGUCACAUGAUUACUUGGUCAAAUACCCUCCCCCUCCUGUUUCACCCAUGACACCUUAUUUCAGAAAAUAUAUGUACUCAGCAGUGAGAGACAAAUACUUUUUUGAUCCUGUUUAAAAUGUGCCAUGAAUCCCACAUAUGAUGUUUGUCAAUUUAAUAGAUCCAAUUUCAAGUCAAGAUAUUCUCAGUUUGUCGUAAUAAUGUUUAGUUUUGUGUGGAAAUGCUCAGUGAACUACAUCUCUCAACCUACACCAGCUAGCCAACUAGCUAGCUAACUUGGCUAUUAUCGUUGCAGAAAUGUCACGAUAUCCUACCUGAUGCGUUUUAUCCAGCGACUCCUGGUCUUAUCAGCCAGGAAGUCAAAUAACGAGCAAGACCUGUUGGUCAUGUGAGUUCAUCCCGAUACAAAGCACACAGGCGUCAUAGAUUCAGGUAGAGAGCAAGCUAUCACCUAUGCUACUUGUGUCGUCACUUCAACUAGGUAUUUUCACAGUCUAAUACUCCAACCGUAUUUUGACAAAUUGUAACUAUCUUUACUUGCAAAAUUGUCUUUUAAAUUGACAAACAUCAUAUGUGUAACUCAUGGCAUUUUUUUUUUCAAAAAAGGGUCCAACAGCAGGGGAGAGAGUUGGGAUUCUUUGUUUAAAGACGAUUUCUGGCAUUAGAUGCGAACAUCCUCGCCAAUCUUUCUCCGACUGUACGCUGACCCCUGGUUGACGAACUUUGACCUCUCCCCAGCCCAUGCAGUGACUGGUUUUGGUUGCUCGUUCAGUCUCUUCUCCAGGGUCGUUGCCAUUCCACAGAUGCCGUCAUAUACCACCUUCGUUUUCCUGUCUUUAAGAGCUGAAAGCGUUGCUAACUCCUUGGCUCCCAGGAUGCAACGUCGAAAGGCGUAGGGAGGAGGGAGAGGGUUUCCGAAGGUAUUUGAAAACCUGGCAAGCAGUUCUGAUGAAGCACACUGGCAGCUUUACAGCACGAACGUAGCACUUACUUUACAAACCCUUCGAUGUGAUGAGACUGCAUCUUUGGAUCAAGCCGUUUCAAACUGCCCCUCAAUGGGACAUCAACCGUCGGAAAAACUACAGAUAUUCAUGAUUGAACUUUUCUAAUUCUGGGUCUGAAUCAGGUCUGUAAACUGCUAGAAAUGGUACUAGAAUAUGAUAUGUAAAGGGAGGGGACAGGAGCCUGCAAAACUACCAGUCACACAGUGAAGAAUAAUGGUCUUGGAGUGGAGGUGGAUGUAGAGCAAAAGGUGUGAGCAUCUGGUGGAAAAAGUCUGCCAAUGUGUUUCAAGGACAUCAAGAAGUCGCACCAAUUUGUCACAAAAAAACAGAAAAUGCUCAACCUCUCCUCGCAUUUGCUUUAAAGUCAUUUAAAGACCUGGAUAAUUAAUAUAAAACAUUUGUACAUCUUAGCACCAGGCAUAAACAAGGCCAACUGGACACUGCUUGGUUUCAUAGAGUGAAAAAAGGCCCCAUCACAACAAACGCCCAGCCCCCAGCUGUAGUCAGUGGAUGUGAAAACGCUCCUGUCACCACACACACACAUAAACCCCACAAUCAAUACCAUCGUCAAUAAAGACGUAACUGGAAAACAGUAUUGGCAGAGAGAAGUGUGACAGCUUAAAACACACAAACACAACCUGCACUGUACAUGAACGCACAGUGUUCGCAUUACACAGCAGGGGCAAAAAAGUGGGUCACUCACGAUGGCUACAUGCACCUGUAGGUAAACGGACGAGGCACUGUCACCCUCACAGCCACGAUAAACAGGAAGCACAAAGUGACCAGACAGACACCCUGAAUUUCCCCCCUCUAGUCUUCGAGCCUAUCACGUCGUGACACCGGCUGACAAGAGUCCCGGCUCCCUGUCCUGGUGACAGAAAUGAAGAGUGAGGCUGCAGUCGGCGCUGAUCAGAGAUCUGCUCCUCAUUCCUCACCAGGUGUGCUAAUGGCCUCAGACAACACUGGAGGCGACAGGCAGGCACUCGCUCGGUGCAGUGCAGGGUUACUUUAGUCUUUUCAAAGGGAGAGAUGAAAUUAAAACUAAAUCUGCACUCCUGAAAUGCCUAAAAUGAGUUUACAAAAACUGCACCAGCAGCCUGCACUGUGUAUACUACUGUAUAUCUGAUUAUAAGCUUUAUCUGCUGUAGUGAAAACAACCACACAACAAAAGAUAAUACUACUAAAAGACAGUUUCACAUGUUUGAUUGAUCCCACUCUUGUUUCUGUAACCAAAAACUGAGCUAGAGCCAGGAUGCUGUUAGCUUAUCUUAGCAUAAAGACUUAAAGUAGGGGAAUUUGCUGGCCUAGCUUGUCGAGAAACACACGUAACCCUUACUGAAAAGCACAAAUUUUCAUUUUCACACUUUAGUUUUUGUACAGAAGAAACAAAGAAGAUAUAAAGUGUUAAUUUGUGAUCUCUUGACAGAGUCAGGCCAUCUGUUUCUCCCUGUUUCCAGUCCUUGUGUUAAGCUAACGAACCAUCUCCUAGCUUUAGCUCGAAGUUAAACUCUCGGUAAAAAAGUGAAUCAUAUUUCCCAAAAUGUUGGACCAAUCCUUCACAGUUAAAGACAAAGAAGAUAUGACGAAAGCACAUAUCAACUUGCCAAAAGUACCAGUGAGAAAUUGAGGUCAUGUCAUCAGGACUGCUUCUGAGAAUUUGGGGGUUUUAGGGACCAGGGGAAGUUAUAUGUGGGUGGUUCAAGUAUUUAUAGACUCUAUAUAUUUAAGUUUUAGGCCAGCAAAAAUAAAACUAAUGAAGGAGUUCCCCUCCUGGCAGCGUGGGGACGACUUUGAACACACAUUUAGACCUUCAUGUUGGGAAAUUAAAUCUACAGAAACAGAUAAAGGUUCAGUGUGUAAGAUUUUCCGGGAUUUUGUGGCUUCUAGUGAUGAAACUUCUCCCAGUUUGGAUUCCUUCAGUGUUCAUUGUUCAGGAGGUUUUAAUCAGGAGCUGAAUUAUCCAUGGAGGUCUCUUUGUUUCCAAAACAAGCAGACAUACUUAAACUGGUAGUAACACUGAGUAAAGCGGUUUUACAUAAUAAAUCAGUGUUUCUAGUACACUGUACAGCAUGAUGUAGACAGGCCGCUAGCCCAAAUGUGUGCUUUCUUUUUUCUGAUCCAGACGUUCAGGAGGUUUUUACCAGGAGUCGAAUUAUCCGCAGAGGUCGCUUCCUCUUUAAAACAAACAGACCCGGUGAUUUAAACUGGUUUAAACACUGAAUAAAGCAGUUUCACUUUAAUAAUCAAUGUUACCCGAAGCUCGUCAGAGACUGGCCGUUAGCUUAGCACUAGUGAUGUGUCAGGAGGUUUUUACCGCAAGCCAAUUUUUUUUUUUACAGAGGUCUCGUCCUCUCCGAAACAGACUUGGUUAUUUAAACUGGUAAAAACACAGAAUAAAGCAGUUUCACUUUAAAAAUCUGUGUUUCCCGAAGCUGUUUGGCUCAUCAGAGAGGGCCGUUAGCUUAGCACCUACUAAUGUUUGCUCAGUUUUUUCUGAUUCAGACAUUCAGGAGGUUUUUACUGGGAGCUGAAUUAUCUGCAGAGGUCUCUCCCUCUAUUAAACAAACAGACCCGGUGGUUUAAACCAGUUUAAACACUGAAUAAAGCAGUUUCACUUCAAUAAUCAAUGUCCCCCGAAGCUCGUCAGAGAAUGGCCGUUAGCUUAGCACCUGCUAAUGUGUGCUCAUCUUUUUUCUCUACUUAAGAUCCAGACAUUCAGGAGGUUUUUACCAGGAGCUGAAUUAUCGGCAGAGGUCUCCUCUCCUAUAAGACAAACAGACCCGGUGAUUUAAACCAGUCUAAACACUGAAUAAAGCAGUUUAACUUUAUAAUUCAGUGUUUCUCUUAUUCAGUUUGGCUCGUCAGAGAAAGGCCGUUAGCUUAGCACCUGCUAAAGUGUGCUCAUCUUUUUUCUCUGCUGACUUAAGAUCCAGACAUUCAGGAUUUUUUUACCAGGAG
Molecule: messenger RNA, 7713 nt
Organism: Epinephelus lanceolatus (giant grouper)
Lineage: Eukaryota; Metazoa; Chordata; Actinopteri; Perciformes; Serranidae
Gene: tbx21
Product: T-box transcription factor 21
Biological process (GO): regulation of transcription by RNA polymerase II; cell fate specification; lymphocyte migration
Cellular component (GO): nucleus; chromatin
Molecular function (GO): DNA-binding transcription factor activity, RNA polymerase II-specific; RNA polymerase II cis-regulatory region sequence-specific DNA binding
Source: RefSeq, a predicted model, not a curated record